AUGGAAGACGACAGGGCGCAGGUCGACCUGGGCGUCGCGGCCGACAUUGAAGAGUCACACGCCGCCGCCGCCGCCGACGAAGCAGCCGCCAGCGCCGUCAAGCAGCCCAAGAAGCGCUUCGUGGGGAGGCGGGCGGCGGCCAGGCAGGGUCAUGGAGCGGCGGACGCAGAGGGCGAGAGCGGCGCGGUUCAAGCCGCCAAGCCCAGACGCCCGCCGCGGCUGCUGAACCGGGUGCCCAGGGAGAUCCUCGACGACGCGCAGCUCCAGGAGGCCAUGGCGCUGCUGCCGGCCAACUACAACUUCGAGAUUGCCAAGACGAUCCACCGGAUCCGGUCGGCGGGGGCGCGCAGGGUGGCGCUGCAGAUGCCCGAGGGCCUGCUCCUGUUCGCGACGACCAUCGCGGACAUGCUGACGCAGUUUUGCCCGGGCGUCGAGACCCUCAUCAUGGGCGACGUGACGUACGGCGCGUGCUGCAUCGACGACUACACGGCGCGCGCGCUGGGCUGUGACCUGCUGGUCCACUACGCGCACAGCUGCCUCAUCCCCGUCGACGUGACGCAGAUCAAGACGCUCUACGUCUUUGUCGACAUCAGCAUCGACGCCGCCCACCUGCUGGCGUCGCUCGAGCGCAACGUCGCCAGCGGCAAGACCAUGGCCCUGGUCGGCACCAUCCAGUUCAACGCCAGCAUCCACGGCCUGCGCGGCGCCCUCGAGGCCGCCGGCUUCCGCGUCGUCGUGCCGCAGAUUGCGCCCCUGAGCAAGGGCGAGAUCCUCGGGUGCACGUCGCCGCGCCUCGCCGACGACGACGCCGUCGACCUGAUCCUCUACCUCGGCGACGGCCGCUUCCACCUCGAGAGCGUCAUGAUCCACAACCCGUCCAUCCCCGCCUACCGCUACGACCCCUACUCGCGCAAGCUGACGCGCGAGACGUACGCCCACGACGAGAUGCGCUCCCUGCGCAGCGACGCCAUCCGCGCCGCCCGCGCCGCCCGCCGCUGGGGCCUGAUCCUCGGCUCCCUCGGCCGCCAGGGCAACCCGCACACCAUGGCGCUGAUCCGCCGGCGGCUCGAGGCGCGCGGCAUCCCCUACGUCGACCUGCUGCUCAGCGAGAUCCUGCCGGGCAAGCUGGCCCUCAUGGGCGACGUCGAGUGCUGGGUCCAGGUGGCGUGCCCGCGCCUCAGCAUCGACUGGGGCUAUGCCUUUCCCCGCCCCCUGCUCACGCCCUACGAGGCCCUGGUUGCGCUGGGCGUCAGGGACGGAUGGGACAAGGACGGCGGCGGAGUGUAUCCGAUGGAUUACUACGGGAAAGACGGGCUGGGGAGAACGAAAGCAGAGGACGUAGGAGCUGCAGUUGGAGCUGCAGUUGUUGGAGCUGGAUAG
This is a messenger RNA of Hirsutella rhossiliensis, 1380 nucleotides long. RefSeq names its product putative diphthamide synthesis protein. The transcript is spliced from 2 exons. The coding region runs from base 1 to 1380 and encodes 459 amino acids. Gene Ontology annotation, biological process: protein histidyl modification to diphthamide. The record is from RefSeq and is a predicted model, not a curated record. Lineage: Eukaryota; Fungi; Ascomycota; Sordariomycetes; Hypocreales; Ophiocordycipitaceae. Gene Ontology annotation, molecular function: 2-(3-amino-3-carboxypropyl)histidine synthase activity.